AUGUCGGAUUAUGAACACCCAUCCUCCCAAACUCGAUCCUCAGCUCAAAGAGAGUCCGCAGAAAGUCUCUCUACGUCGUUUAAUUCCGAAGUCGUUGAACGAUGUCUCAAAAUUGUCAUCGACUACAGAAAACGCAAGAUCUCAAAGGCAAAGGCAGUUCUUGGAAUCCAACAAGUACUUGCCGAAGCCACCACUGAAGGAGACCCGUCCUUUGAUAGCGGGUUCUCGCAUUAUCUUGAAGUCCUCGACGCAAUCAGGACAGACGAGGAACCGGAAAGUAUUCGAGGAGGUUCCAGACCGCCACGUGCGGAUAGGAGUGACGAGAUGUUCAAGCGGGACAAACGACGAAAGCUUUCAGACGACGAACUCACAUAUUGUCCGUGGGUCGAACCAUCCCGUUUCUGCUCUCUCUCUCGAUCAGAAGGAAUCAAAAAGUCCCUGCAAUGUUACGAAGAGUGGUCGGAUGAUCCCAAAUAUUAUCGAACCAAAAUCACCACUACCCCCGGAUGUCCGAAGCUGUCCACGUCUCAAUGGACCUUGCUACUUGAGGGAAAGGCCGUUGACCUCGACAAAGUUUUCACCGGACGCUAUUCCACAGCCAUCGACUCUAAACAAACCCAGUCCCUUGGGAAGGGAUUUGAGCUCUCGCUCUCCCAACCUACCGUUAGUCAUAAGGUCAAAUCAGCGGGGGAUUGGGGAAUUGCUACCGACUUAUGGACUCGGGCCCUCACCUUCAUCAUGCCGUGGCGUGAAGAGGAGGUUCGAGAAUACCGAGACUAUAUGUCCGACAUCUUCGGAAAUCACUUCUACUCCGUUCACGAGCGUGUCCUCGACUUCGACCGAGCUGUUCGACUCCUUGUCGAGCAACAAAAGUAUCUCCGGCUCGACGACUUUCAAAAGUUCGACGGCCUUAAAUCCAGUCAUUUGUCCGCGUUCGGAAUGGUUGCCAUGCAGAAUGCCCGUGACACGGGAGAAAAAUCAGGGAAAGAUUUUGGAGGAGGAAAACGUCAAUCAAAAGGAAGGGGUGAGCCCUGUCAUAAGUGGAACCGAGGAGAAUGCAAGAAAGAGGCCAAUGAGUGCCUUUAUUUCCACGUUUGUGACCGAGGAAGCUGCAGGGGGAACCACAAGCGCGGAGAGUGCCCAAUGGACAAAAGAGGUAAAUAG
Suillus clintonianus is the source of this 1164-nucleotide messenger RNA. RefSeq lists its product as uncharacterized. The record is from RefSeq and is a predicted model, not a curated record. Gene Ontology annotation, molecular function: metal ion binding. The transcript is spliced from 2 exons. Lineage: Eukaryota; Fungi; Basidiomycota; Agaricomycetes; Boletales; Suillaceae. The coding region runs from base 1 to 1164 and encodes 387 amino acids.